Molecule: messenger RNA, 829 nt
Organism: Drosophila persimilis
Lineage: Eukaryota; Metazoa; Arthropoda; Insecta; Diptera; Drosophilidae
Gene: GstE2
Product: glutathione S-transferase 1
Exons: 1
Coding region: 21-680 (219 amino acids)
Biological process (GO): glutathione metabolic process
Molecular function (GO): glutathione transferase activity
Source: RefSeq, a predicted model, not a curated record
ACUUCUCGUCUGUUCGGACCAUGUCGGAUAUUGUGCUGUAUGGAAUGGACAUUAGUCCGCCGGUGAGGGCCUGUUUGCUGACUCUGCGAGCCUUGGGCUUGGCCUUCGAGUAUAAGGAAGUCAAUCUCUUCGCAGGGGAGCAUCGUUCCCCAGAGUUUCUGCAGAAGAAUCCCCAGCACACAGUCCCGUUGCUGGAUGACGGCGGAGCACUCAUUUGGGACUCGCACGCCAUCGUCUGCUACUUGGUGGACAAGUAUGCAAAGACGGACGAGCUCUAUCCCAAGGAUCUGGUGAAGCGUGCCCAGGUCAAUCAACGUUUGUACUUCGAUGCCAGCAUCUUGUUCAUGGCCCUACGCAAUAUCAGUGUUCCCUACUUCCUCCACAAUGUGAGCUUGGUGCCCAAAGAGAAGGUGAACAAUGUCAGCGAAGCCUAUGGACAUCUGGAGACAUUCCUGGGCGAAAGUCCUUACGUCACAGGCGAUACCCUAACCGUAGCGGACCUGUGCUGUGCGGCUACGGCUGCCUCGCUGGCCGCAGUCCUCGAUCUGGACACAGUGAAGUAUCCCAAGAUCGCGGCUUGGCUGGAACGCAUCUCUAAGCUGCCCCACUAUACGGAGGACAACCUGCGGGGCGCGAAUAAGUACAUUGGCAUGCUAAAGGGAUUUUUAACCAUUGUGUAAUAGCUAAAGUGUUCUGUUGGAUAGAUACAUCUCAUAUCUUUUAAAAUAUGAAAUGACAUGGUUUUACGGUCGUGCGAAUACAGCCAGCCGGCAUUUUUAUCAGUCCAAAUUUAUUAAUCUACACAAAUAAACAUGAAAUUUUGACCAAA